Molecule: messenger RNA, 1440 nt
Organism: Chelmon rostratus (copperband butterflyfish)
Lineage: Eukaryota; Metazoa; Chordata; Actinopteri; Chaetodontiformes; Chaetodontidae
Product: potassium voltage-gated channel subfamily S member 2-like
Exons: 1
Coding region: 1-1440 (479 amino acids)
Biological process (GO): potassium ion transmembrane transport; regulation of delayed rectifier potassium channel activity; protein homooligomerization
Cellular component (GO): membrane; voltage-gated potassium channel complex
Molecular function (GO): voltage-gated potassium channel activity; protein binding
Source: RefSeq, a predicted model, not a curated record
AUGACAGGUCAGGUCCUGGGGAAACCGGGCGGCGGGGCUCACAUGGAUGACAGCGCCGCCAUCCGCAUCAACGUGGGCGGCUUCAAGAAGCGCCUGCAGUCCGACACUCUCUCCCGGUUCCCCGAGACGAGGCUUGCGCGCCUGCUCCACUGUCAGUCCAAAGAGUCCAUCCUGGAGCUGUGCGACGACUACGACGACACGGAGAAAGAGUUUUACUUCGACAGGAACCCGGCGCUCUUCCCGUACGUGCUGAAUUUCUACAACACGGGGCGGCUGCACGUCAUGGCCGAGCUGUGCAUCUUCUCCUUCAGCCAGGAGAUCGAGUACUGGGGCAUCAACGAGUUCUUCAUUGACUCCUGCUGCAGCAGCGCCUACCACUGCAGGAAAAUGGACCAGGACCGGGACGACUGGGAAGACAGGAGCGAUGAGGGGAGCACCACCUCGUCGUUUGACGAGCUGUUGGAGUUUUACAGCGACGCCACCAAGUUUGACAAGCAGCUGCUCGGGAGCGCACGGAGGCGCGUCUGGCUAAUGCUGGAUAACCCCGGCUACUCCGUGGCAAGCCGCAUCAUCAGCAUCCUCUCCAUCCUGGUGGUGCUCGGCUCUAUCGCCACCAUGUGCAUGAACAGCAUGAGCGAGUUCAGCCUGCUGGACAGCGAGGGGCAACCCACAGAGGACCCCCGGUUCGAGACUGUGGAGCACUUUGGCAUCGGCUGGUUCACUCUGGAGCUGGUCGCCAGGUUCGUGGUGGCGCCCGAUCUUCUGCACUUCUUCGAGCAUCCGUUAAAUGUGAUCGACCUGGUGUCCAUACUUCCGUUUUACCUGACACUCCUUAUAAACCUGGUGGUGGAGAGCAGCCCGGCGCUGGCCAACCUGGGACGCGUUGCGCAGGUGUUAAGGCUGAUGAGGAUUUUCCGCAUCCUGAAGCUGGCCCGUCACUCCACGGGGCUGCGCUCCCUGGGGGCCACCCUCAGGAACAGCUACAAAGAAGUGGGCCUUCUGCUUCUCUACCUGGCCGUGGGGGUGUCGUUUUUCUCCGUCAUGGCCUACACGGUGGAGAAAGAGGACAGCGAGGACCUCUCCACCAUCCCUGCGUGCUGGUGGUGGGCCACCGUCAGCAUGACCACCGUCGGGUACGGAGACGUGGUGCCGGUGUCCAUAGCGGGCAAGCUGACCGCCUCUGCCUGCAUCCUGGCCGGGAUUUUAGUAGUUGUGCUUCCGAUUACGCUCAUUUUCAAUAAAUUCUCUCUCUUCUACAAGAGACAAAAACAGCUGGAGAUCGCGAUGAGGAGCUGUGAUUUCGACGAGGGGAUAAAAGAGGUGCCCUCGGUCAACCUGAGGAACUAUUACGCGCACAAAGUCAAAUCCCUCAUGGCGAGCUUGUCUAACAUGAGCCGGAGUUCGCCCAGUGAACACAGCCUGAAUGAAUCGAUACACUGA